CGCUUUCGAUUUCCUGGUCCUGCAAGCCUGCUGGGAGGGGCGCAGAGAGGAGGCUACGUCUCCAAGGUGCGUUUGAGUGCGGCACCCGCGCUCGUCUCAAACCAGGGAGAUGGCAAGAAUCGGAGAUCUGCCUGAAGACCUCCUGCUGGAUAUCUUGUCUCUAGUCCCUAUGAAGGACUUGGUUCUCAGUUGCCGGCAGGUUUCCACCCGCUGGCGAGACCUGGUGGACUUGCCGGUCCUGUGGAAGCGCAUCUACCGACGGAAAAGCGACAACCGCGAGAAGCACGAGUCAAAGGCUGCCUUCAUUUUCAGCCACCUGGAGAAGAACUUGAUCAAGAAUCCUUGCGGUGAAGAGGGCCUGGACUCCUGGGAAAUCAAGAAUCCUUCUGUUUUGUCUUUGGAGCGCCUACCCUCCUUUGUAUACAAGACACCCCCAGAGGUCCAGUGGAAAGUUAGAGAAUUGUCCGCAGCAGAUUCAGCAACACUCCAAAUGAAGGACUACCUUCAGAGGAAUUCUUAUGUGAAAAAUGGAAAAAUCCCAGUUCAGCGGGUGAAGAAAUGCUUUAUUGCAUAUGACGGGCUCUGCGUCAAGGCUCAGCGCAUCACCUUGAAGGAUGAAGGCUACUGGGAUGAGUUGAUGGAUGAGGGCAGGCCCACUAUUGUGGUGAAGGAUCGCUUUUAUAAUUCCAGAGGCUUUCAUUACCAAAUGAGUGUGAAGCUGUUGUCUGCAGACUCUGAAGUCCUUAGGGAACGUGACUCUUAUCAACCUUGUCUAUGGAAUACACCACCGUUUGCAACAAUUCCUUCUUUAAGAAAAAACACAAAACGCACCUUUCAAACAGCACUAGGGCAGUGGUGUGAGGCUUUGUUCACCUUUUACAACUGCCCUCCCGGGGUCCGCCACAUCCUCUUUGAGCACGAAGGCUCAAACAGAAACCCCCAGAAAUACGGGGGCAGAGUAAGGAUCACUCAAAGCAGCAUCACUCUUGGCCCACAUCCAUGCGAGAGAGACCUGGAUAUUGAUGCUCUUAAGUUACAUUGGCUGGAGAGAGGCUGCAAGGCUAACCCUUGGUGUGUGGAACCCAAAUUGAGUGACAUCACUCUUGGCCCACAUCAUUGGGAGGAAAGCUAUGAUGAUGACUAUGAUGACUACCACAGUGAUCCCGACUCUAACAGCAGUGACGAUUUCUGGAACAACUACUGGAGACCUUUCCAAAGUCCGAUGGGGAGCAUUGGCGACUUGCCCGAAGACAUCUUGAUCGACGUGCUGUGCCUUCUCCCUGCCCGGGAAAUCGUCUGCACCUGCCGGCUGGUUUGCCUCCUGUGGCGCGAUCUGGUGGAGCUUCCCUCUCUGUGGAAACGCAAGUGCCAGCGGGAAGGGUACCAUCCCCAAGCGGUGGACAAGAGCGUCCAGGACUGGAGGAUCUUCUACUUUCUCUGCAGCCUGAAGAGGAACUUGAUCAAGAACCCUUGUGCAGAAGAGGGUUUUGAGUCCUGGGAAAUCGAGUCAAAUGGAGGAGACCUUUGGAAAGUUGAGGAUCUUCCUGGAGAACAUGGGAGGGAAUUUCCUCAUCCGCACAUCCAGAAAUACUUUGUUACAUCUUACGGGUCCUGCCUCAAAAACCAGCUGGUUACCUUAAAGGAUCAUGGCUACUGGGAUCAGCUGAUGGACGAGGUCAAGCCGGAUAUUGUGGUCAAGGACUGGUAUGCUGCCCGACACGACUGCGGGUGCCGCUACCAGCUGUCUGUGAAGCUUCUCUCCGCAGACUACAUUGUUCUCCAGGAAUUUCUCCCAAAAGACGUGGUGAUUGAGCAGUGGAGCGAUGCAGAAUGGCGCGAGGUCUCGUACACUUUUCACAACUACCCUCCUGGGGUCCGCCACAUCCUCUUUCACCACGGAGGCCAAGACACUCAGUUCUGGGCCGGCUGGUACGGCGUCCGAGUCACCAACAGCAGCAUCACCAUUGGUCCAGAGGUGGCAGGGUGAAAGGAAGACUGUUGAACUGAUAGGCUUGGCUCACUUUAUAGAGAGAUGUAUAUUAAAAACGCUCCCUUUUCGACAUUU
Rhineura floridana is the source of this 2065-nucleotide messenger RNA. RefSeq lists its product as uncharacterized. Gene Ontology annotation, biological process: SCF-dependent proteasomal ubiquitin-dependent protein catabolic process; glycoprotein catabolic process. Lineage: Eukaryota; Metazoa; Chordata; Lepidosauria; Squamata; Rhineuridae. Bases 110 to 1987 code for a protein of 625 amino acids. The transcript has 11 exons. Gene Ontology annotation, molecular function: protein binding; ubiquitin protein ligase activity. Gene Ontology annotation, cellular component: SCF ubiquitin ligase complex; cytoplasm. The record is from RefSeq and is a predicted model, not a curated record.